CAUCGAGGCCCCUCUCUUCGGUCUCGCAGUCGCACCAAACGGCAAGAAAGUAUACCACGCAGCUCUCAGCCGCCGGACGCCGUAAACUCCCCCCCCCCCUUCCGCCCCACCCCGAAAUCAAGCUCCAAUCCAAUCCGCGCGAACAUCUGAAUCGAGAUGAGUCGCCCGGAUGAAGGGCACAGAUCGUUCUUUCCUGUGGGGAACCCCUUCAGAGUCAUCCUCCCGGGAGGACCCCACCUACCUUGGAAGCUCCAAGCCCUGCUCACUAACUACGAGGGCACCCUAGCCUUGAGCUUGAGGAAGCUCAAGCCGAAGGAUGCCUUGGAGGUCCUUACCUUGUCGUGGAUGAGGCUUGCAGUGGAUUGCCUGUCAGAGCUGCACACCAACAUAGGUACCCUGAUAACCGAGCUCAAGCUGCCUGUCUCCGAUUGGGAUGAGAAGUGGGUGGACAUUUACUUGAACAGCAGCGUGAAGCUGCUGGAUAUUUGCAUUGCACUGAGCUCGGAGCUCGCUCGGUUGGAUCAAGGGCAAUUGCUUGUGCGGUAUGUCCUACAUGUGUUGGACAGUGGAGGUGGUGUGCCAUCACGGGAACAGCUCAAGCGAGCUGAGGUAUCGCUUAAGGAGUGGAUGGACAAAGUAGGCUCAGCAUGCCCGACAAUCAAUAGCUGCUCGACGACCUUGCAGGAACUUGCUGGGAGCCUUUGUCUGAUGAAGGUCAAGAAUUCUGCUAAGGGAAAGGUGCUCAUGAGAGCCUUGUAUGGAAUCGAGGCUGUGACGGUCUUUAUUUGCAGUGUGUUUGUGUCUGCACUGUCAAGUAGCCCCAAUCCAUUGGUUGACUUGCGUAUUCCUCAAAAAUUUGGUUGGUCACAAGCCUUCAAUGAUCUCCAUGGUACUAUCUGUGGGGAACUUAGAAGGCAAUUAUCCGGAAGAAGUUUUACAGCUGUAAAGGAGCUGGAAGAAGUUGAAGCAUGUGCCAAAAAACUGCAUGUAUUGACUAGGACUGGUCAGCUUGAAGAAGAGAAUGACAACCUGGUUUGUGCUGUUAGCCACUCAGAGGAAGCGAGGACGUCAGACAGCACUGCACCAAAUGGAGACCAUGAGGGUAAUCUUAAGCUGGCUGAUGACACUAGUCAGGAAUGUGAAGUGAUCAUGUCAGAGAGUAUUGCAGAAGGAACCCAAGAAGCUGAAAUGAUGAUGCCAAAGAGUAUUACAGAAGAAGGAGUACAAGACGUAGUGAUGCAGGAUACCAAGGCUAUCAGCUAUGGAGAUGAAGUGACAAAGCUUGAAAGUAUCAGCCAAGAUAGGAACAUAGAUCAGGCAAAUGGCAUCAACAUUGAGAACAGCACCGGCGUUCCUGAGAGAACCAUCAUGCCAGAAGAUAAAGAAGAACUUCUGUACUGCAUCUCCAGCAUGUCAAAAAGUGCCGAGGGGCUCCGGCUCGGGCUGGACUCCCUGUCGAAGCGAGUCGGGGAUUUCUUCCAGAUUGUGCUUACAGGACGUGACGCCUUGCUCUGCAAUCUCAGGAUGUCGGAUGCAGCAAGCAAGGUCGCCGAGGUCAGGUCUUAAUACCAGAUGUUUCUGCUGUGUAUGUUCUCUGUUGGUGGUAUGCACGGCUGGGCAGCGCAUGCUUGUGUGUGGCACUUCGGACCCGUGGCUCCUGCUUGGCGGCACCAGCACUAAGCUGGGGCCACAUCUCAGCAGCGUUGUGCAUAAUCAUGUGCUGCCAGUUGUGUCGUGCAAAUCUUCUUACUGUCCAUGCAUGAGGCGCUGUGGUUGCACUGUGUAUCGUAGGUUCUUUAGUUCCUGUUUUCCUGUUGUUUCACCUUUUGGUAAGUAGAACUAGACGCAUGUUGAGUCUGUGCGCAACUUCGAUGGAAUGUACAGCGCCGAAAGAGCGCACGGUAACUGUAUUAUAUACACGCUGUAAGUGUACUACUCGUAACUGUAUUAUAUACAUGUUGCAAGUGUACUACUAGUAAUAGAGAUGAAAGUGCAUCGUAUGA
This is a messenger RNA of Brachypodium distachyon (stiff brome), 2003 nucleotides long. Its product is annotated as UPF0496 protein 4. Lineage: Eukaryota; Viridiplantae; Streptophyta; Magnoliopsida; Poales; Poaceae. Bases 157 to 1566 code for a protein of 469 amino acids. The transcript is spliced from 2 exons. The record is from RefSeq and is a predicted model, not a curated record.